Oncorhynchus kisutch (coho salmon) is the source of this 8375-nucleotide messenger RNA. RefSeq names its product voltage-dependent L-type calcium channel subunit alpha-1D. Gene Ontology annotation, biological process: calcium ion import across plasma membrane. NCBI's taxonomy places the organism in Eukaryota, Metazoa, Chordata, Actinopteri, Salmoniformes, Salmonidae. Gene Ontology annotation, molecular function: high voltage-gated calcium channel activity. Gene Ontology annotation, cellular component: voltage-gated calcium channel complex; membrane. The transcript has 48 exons. Bases 296 to 6745 code for a protein of 2149 amino acids. The record is from RefSeq and is a predicted model, not a curated record.
GUCACAGCUGUUUUCCUGUUGCUUCAGUAGUCUAACCAAAAACUUCGAAGAGACUCGUAGCCUAUGGACCACUGAUCCAGGAUAUAAUGUAGGCGUCUUUAUUUUAUCCAUCUACGAUCCAUCAUGCGCAACACCCGGAUGUUGCAAUGCAAAGAUGCUUGUGGUGUAGGCUACUCUCUGGGGUUCUGUAGGAUUUAUGAAAUGUUGUUGUUGAACCCUUUCGUUUAUUGUUACACUUUUUGAUAUUUUUUUUACUGUGUUGGAAUUACAACGGUGUUUCAAUGUGGAGAAGAGGAUGCAAGAGGCAGAGGAACAGCCCGAAGGGGCACAGUAUGCAAGCAGCAACAGAGCCCAUCACUCUGGUGACACGUCGGCCCUCGGGUCAGAAAACCCCUCCCACCCGCAGCCCGAACCCUGCCCCCAGACCUGCACUAUCUCCUGGCAGGCCGCGAUCCAUGCUGCUCGUAACGCCCAGGGCGAGGCACCCCAGAGCAUGAGCGCCCGCCCCCCUGUCCCUGGGGCCACACCCGCCCCGGUGGGCUCACUGUCACAGAGGAAGAGGCAGCUGUAUGCCAAGAGCAAGAAGCAGGGUGGCUCCACCAACAGCAGACCGCCCAGGGCACUGUUCUGCCUCACCCUCAACAACCCCAUCCGCAGAGCCUGCAUCAGCCUGGUGGAGUGGAAACCCUUUGAUAUCUUUAUACUGCUCUCUAUUUUUGCCAACUGUGUGGCCUUAGCUGUUUACAUCCCCUUCCCAGAGGACGACUCCAACUCCACCAACCACGACCUGGAAACAGUAGAAUAUGCCUUCCUAAUCAUCUUUACUAUAGAGACCUUCCUGAAGAUCAUAGCGUAUGGUUUAGUCAUGCACCAGAACUCCUACGUAAGAAACGGAUGGAACAUGCUGGAUUUUGUCAUUGUCAUAGUAGGGUUGUUCAGUGUAGUUCUGGAGGUGAUAACCAAAGAGGGCGAUGCCGGGGGCCAGGGGGGUAAGCCGGGAGGCUUCGACGUCAAGGCCCUCCGAGCAUUCCGGGUACUCCGCCCCCUCCGCCUUGUCUCAGGAGUACCCAGUUUACAGGUAGUGUUGAACUCCAUCAUUAAAGCCAUGGUUCCUCUGCUCCACAUCGCUCUGCUCGUCCUCUUCGUCAUCAUCAUCUACGCCAUCAUCGGCCUCGAACUCUUCAUUGGCAAGAUGCACGCCAGCUGCUACCUGGUGGGCACUGGUAUUCUGGCAGAGGAGGAGCCUGUUCCGUGUGCGGUGUCAGGCCAUGGGCGCCAGUGCAGGAUGAAUGGGACUGUGUGUAGGGAAGGAUGGCACGGGCCCAAUGGUGGCAUCACCAACUUUGACAACUUCCUGUUUGCCAUGCUCACUGUUUUCCAGUGUAUCACCAUGGAGGGCUGGACUGAUGUUCUGUACUGGAUGAACGAUGCCAUGGGUUCUGAGCUACCCUGGGUCUACUUCGUCAGUCUGGUCAUCUUCGGUUCCUUCUUUGUUCUCAACCUGGUUCUGGGAGUGUUAAGCGGAGAGUUCUCCAAGGAGAGAGAGAAGGCCAAGGCUCGUGGAGACUUCCAGAAGCUGAGAGAGAAGCAGCAGCUGGAGGAGGAUCUGAAGGGCUACCUGGACUGGAUCACUCAGGCCGAGGAUAUCGACCCUGAGAAUGACGAGGAGGGGGACGAGGAGGGGGGCAAACGCAAUCCAAGCGUGCCUGCCAGCGAGACCGAGUCUGUGAACACUGACAACCCCAAUGGAGAGGAUGAUAAGGCUAACUGCUGUGGACCACACUGUCAAAAAAUUACUAAAUCAAAGUACAGUCGGCGAUGGCGUCACUGGAACCGGUUCUGCCGCAGGAAGUGUCGUGCUGCCGUGAAGUCUGUGUCUUUCUAUUGGCUGGUGAUCAUCCUGGUGUUUCUGAACACGCUCACCAUCUCGUCAGAGCACUACAACCAGCCUGACUGGCUCACGGAAGUACAGGAUGUGGCCAACAAGGUUCUGCUGGCUUUGUUCACGUGUGAGAUGCUGGUGAAGAUGUACAGUCUGGGCCUGCAGGCCUACUUCGUGUCGCUGUUCAACCGCUUCGACUGCUUCGUGGUGUGCGGCGGCAUCGUGGAGACCAUCCUGGUGGAGCUGGCCGUCAUGUCUCCUCUGGGCAUCUCUGUGUUCCGUUGUGUCCGCCUGCUACGCAUCUUCAAGGUCACACGCCACUGGGCAUCUCUCAGUAACCUGGUGGCGUCGCUGCUCAACUCCAUGAAGUCCAUCGCUUCCCUGCUGCUUCUGCUCUUCCUGUUCAUCAUCAUCUUCUCCCUGUUGGGCAUGCAGCUCUUCGGAGGCAAGUUCAACUUUGACGAGACGAUAACCAAGAGGAGCACCUUCGACAACUUCCCCCAGGCACUACUCACAGUGUUUCAGAUCCUGACAGGCGAGGAUUGGAACGCUGUGAUGUAUGAUGGCAUCAUGGCGUACGGUGGACCCUUCUCAUCGGGCAUGGUCGUCAGCAUCUACUUCAUCAUACUCUUCGUCUGCGGAAACUACAUCCUGCUGAACGUCUUCUUGGCCAUUGCCGUUGACAACCUGGCAGACGCAGAGAGCCUGAACACAGCCCAGAAGGAGGAAGAGGAGGAGAAGGAGAGGAAGAAGAGUUCCAGAAGUGACACAGACAAGACAGAGGAUCUGAAACCUGAAGGCCAGGAUGGGGAGAUCAAGCUUCCAUUGGAGGAGGAAGUGGAAGAGGAGAAGGAGCCGUAUCCCACUCCAGAUACUCCAGUUGGUGACGAUGACGACGACGACGAUGAGCUCCCGGAGGUUCCGAUUGGGCCACGUCCUCAGAGGCUGUCGGACCUCAGCGUCAAGGAGAAGACUCCGCCCAUCCCUGAGGGCAGCGCUUUCUUCAUCUUCAGCAACACUAACCUGGUCCGGGUGGCCUGCCACAAGCUGACCAACCACCACAUCUUCACCAACCUCAUCCUGGUCUUCAUCAUGCUGAGCUCUGUGUCUCUGGCUGCUGAGGACCCCAUACGCAACUUCUCCGCACGCAACAUCAUACUUGGUUAUUUUGACUAUGCUUUCACGGCAAUCUUUACUGUUGAGAUCCUGUUGAAGAUGACAGCGUUUGGGGCUUUCCUCCAUAAAGGAGCCUUCUGCAGGAACUACUUCAACCUGCUGGACCUACUGGUGGUGGGAGUCUCUCUGGUGUCCUUCGGCAUUCAGUCAUCCGCCAUCUCUGUGGUGAAGAUCCUGCGUGUGCUGAGGGUGCUGCGGCCCCUGAGGGCCAUCAACAGAGCCAAGGGCCUCAAGCAUGUGGUCCAGUGUGUAUUUGUGGCCAUCAGGACCAUUGGUAAUAUCAUGAUCGUCACCACACUGCUACAGUUCAUGUUCGCCUGCAUAGGAGUGCAGCUCUUCAAGGGCAAGUUCUAUGGCUGCACAGACGAGGCCAAGUCCAGCCCGGAUGAAUGCAAAGGCACAUACAUUCUGUAUAAGGAUGGCGACACAGUGUUGCCUGCGGUCAGGGAGAGGAUCUGGUACAACAGUGACUUCAACUUUGACAACGUCCUCAUGGCUAUGAUGGCUCUGUUCACCGUCUCUACAUUUGAAGGCUGGCCUGCUCUGCUGUACAAGGCCAUCGACUCCAACAGAGAGAAUAUGGGUCCCAUCUACAACUACCGCGUGGAGAUCUCCAUCUUCUUCAUCAUCUACAUCAUCAUCAUCGCCUUCUUCAUGAUGAACAUCUUUGUCGGUUUCGUCAUCGUCACCUUCCAGGAGCAGGGAGAGAAAGAGUACAAGAACUGUGAGCUGGACAAAAACCAGCGUCAGUGUGUAGAGUAUGCUCUGAAGGCUCGUCCACUGCGGAGGUACAUCCCUAAGAACCCCUACCAGUAUAAGUUCUGGUAUGUGGUUAACUCCACUGGCUUUGAGUACGUCAUGUUCGUUCUCAUCAUCCUCAACACGCUGUGUUUGGCGAUCCAGCACUAUGGCCAGUCCCACCUGUUCAACUACGCCAUGGACGUCCUCAACAUGGUCUUCACUGGCGUCUUCACCGUAGAGAUGAUCCUCAAACUGAUUGCCUUCAGGCCCAGGGGGUAUUUUGGAGACGCCUGGAACGUCUUCGAUGCCCUGGUGGUGAUCGGCAGCGUAGUCGACAUCAUUCUCAGUCAGGUAGAUCACUAUUUCGCUGAUGCAUGGAACACGUUUGAUGCCUUAAUUGUUGUCGGUAGCGUCGUUGACAUUGCAAUCACUGAGAUCAAUAACACAGAGGACAGCGCUCGCAUCUCCAUCACAUUCUUCCGCUUGUUCCGAGUCAUGCGAUUGGUCAAGCUGCUCAGCAGAGGGGAGGGCAUCCGAACGCUCCUGUGGACCUUCAUCAAGUCCUUCCAGGCUCUUCCCUAUGUUGCCCUCCUGAUAGCCAUGCUAUUCUUCAUCUACGCUGUUAUCGGCAUGCAGGUGUUUGGAAAGAUCGCCAUGGUAGACGGCACACAGAUAAACCACAACAACAACUUCCAGACCUUUCCUCAAGCUGUCUUGAUGCUCUUCAGGUGUGCUACAGGCGAGGUGUGGCAGGAGAUAAUGCUGGCAUGUCUGCCAGGGAAGCUGUGUGACUCCGAGUCAGACUACAACCCCGGAGAGGAGAGAACCUGUGGCAGCGGACUUGCCAUCAUCUACUUCAUCAGCUUCUACAUGCUCUGUGCCUUCCUGAUCAUCAACCUGUUCGUGGCUGUCAUCAUGGAUAACUUUGACUAUCUGACGCGGGAUUGGUCCAUUCUGGGUCCUCACCACCUGGAUGAGUUUAAAAGGAUCUGGUCUGAGUACGACCCUGAGGCUAAGGGCAGGAUAAAGCAUCUGGAUGUGGUGACCUUGCUGAGACGCAUCCAGCCUCCUCUAGGCUUCGGCAAGCUGUGUCCACACAGAGUGGCCUGCAAGAGAUUGGUUGCCAUGAACAUGCCCCUGAACAGUGAUGGCACGGUCAUGUUUAACGCCACCCUGUUUGCCUUGGUGAGGACCGCUCUGAAGAUCAAGACCGAAGGCAACCUGGAGCAGGCCAAUGAGGAGUUGCGAGCGGUCAUCAAGAAGAUCUGGAAGAGGACCAGCAUGAAGCUGCUGGACCAAGUGGUGCCCCCUGCUGGCGAUGACGAGGUAACCGUGGGGAAGUUCUAUGCUACCUUCCUGAUACAGGACUACUUCAGGAAAUUCAAGAAACGCAAAGAGCAAGGCCUGGUGGGAAGAAACUCAUUCACCAGCCUGAACUCCACCAUCGCCCUCCAGGCCGGUCUCCGCACACUGCAUGAUAUUGGGCCUGAAAUCCGCCGAGUCAUAUCAUGUGACCUGCAAGACGAAGGCCUUGUCGACAUUAACGCAGAAGACGGCGAAGAGAUGUACAGGAGGAACGGUGUGAUCUUCUCCAACCACACCAAUCACGUUAACGGGGACCACCGGGGUUCCGCCCACCAGACAAACGUCACUCAGCGGCCCCUCCAGGUCCCUCCGCCUUCCUGCCACGCCUCCGUGGAGCCCUCCCAGGUCGGCUCUGAGGGGAGGGCAGGCGAACCCCACUGGUACAACUACUACUACCCCAAAUCCCCCAUAUCCUCAAACGCCAACCUUAACAAUGCCAACGUGCACCCUGUGCCCUCCCUGACAAACGGGGGGCAGCGCCGCUGUCUUCGCCGUGAGCACCCGUCCGCUAAUGGGGCACCCUCUUCCAGCUCGCACCGCAAGAUUGUUGACUUCGACACCCACACCACAGUCCAAUCCGCAAGGUCAGAUUCAGGGGGUGUUCGUUACCCUACCGUUCGUAGAGAGGAGCCAGGGAGGGCAGACAGUGAUGAAGACAGGGGCUCUGGGGAAUACUUCAGCGGGGAAGAGUACCAGGAGGAUGAUAUCAUGUUGCACAAAGACAGGAUGUCCCUUAAGGAGUGUCAAGACCAUCAAACGGACAGUCUCUGUGAUGACCACCAGCAACCCAUUUACCAGGAUGGUGGGCGGUCGCCGAAGCGAUGGUUUCUCCCCUCUACACCCCAGGCCCUCCACAGACCCUCAUUUAACUUUCAUUGUCUGCGGAAACAAAGCAGUCAAGGCGAUGACACCCCCUUGACCCCUUCCGUUCCCCUUCGAACAUCUCUACCCCUGCAUCUGCUGCAGCAGCAGGUGAUGGCGGUGGCUGGCCUGGACUCCAGCAGGGUCCAACGUCUCUCUCCGUCACGCUCUCUACGCUCCUGGGCCACGCCCCCCGUCUCCCCCAGCAGCAGGGACCACUCCCAUUACUACACACCCCUCAUCCAGGUGGACUGGCGUGGGCUGAGCAGUGUGAGUAGCACCCCUGGCUCUGUGAGAAGGAGCACCUGGUACACUGACGUCCAAGAAGCCCCCCUAAGCCGUACUUACUCCCCCUUACAGCUCCAGAUCCCACCAGAAUAUCGCAGGCAGUACCACCAGAACAGAGGCAGUGCUAACAGCCUAGUGGAGGCUGUGUUGAUUUCAGAAGGACUGGGGAAAUACGCCAAGGACCCCAAGUUUGUGUCGGCGACCAAGCACGAGAUCGCGGACGCCUGCGAGAUGACCAUCGACGAGAUGGAGAGUGCCGCCAGCAACCUGCUGAACGGCAGUAAGGGUAAUGGGGCGGGGGCAACGGACACAGUGACUGGCACGAGCCUCAUGGACCGCAAUCUCGAGGACUACAGCGAUGAGGAGCCGGACACGUGCGGGAAAUACGAGGAGGAUCUGACUGAUGAGAUGAUAUGCAUCAGCACCCUAUAGCAGUCACUCACACUAGACACAGGCUGUGUCUGACAUGGCACCCUAUUCCCUAUAGUGUGCUUCUAGUGCACUAUAUAGGGAGCGAUGUGCUUUUUGGAUGCAGCCAACAACCAUACAAACAAACAAAUGAGAACAAAGUGCCUUUCUUUCUGUGGAAUGAAUGGAUGGAUGAAAACACUGCCAGCUGGAGAGGAGUGGAGGGAUGGAGUGGCACGCCAAAGAUCCAACUUCAGAGGAGUCCCGCCCCUUCCUCUCCGUCUGUUUUGCAGCACCCAAUGAAACAGAGAGUGAAAUAUAAGAGGGAGUUGUCCCAAAGGGGAUGCAGUAAUGUUGGGUUUCCUCCUCAACGACUUCAUACAGAAAUCACAUAUCAGUGAAAUUAAGUUCCAGUCCUCAGCCAUAUCCCCCCCUGCCUCCCGUUCGCCUUACCGUCUGCACAAAGACACUAAGAGUAGUCAAUCAUAGAUGGAGAGUAGCGGCCAUUUUACAGACCGCAUUUUGAAACUGUGAACAACCAACAUGAGAAAACGGUGUAUUCCAAUAUCACACUCACUCCUGCCCAACCAAUCACUCUUCAGGGAUGACUUAGCAGCCAUAAUAUUUUAAUGAAAGGACAAUCUAUUAAAUUGUAGGUAUAUUUUAAACCCUAAGAAAAAUAUAUUAUUUGAAAGAGAUGCUUUAUAUGUAGUUAUUUAUGGAUCGUUACAGGUAUAACAUAUUCCCCAUGCCUAUGAAAUAGAUAAGUAUUGUUUUAUUUGGAAUGAAUAUGAAUUUAUUUUAUGUUUAGACUUUUUUUCUCACUACUUUUAAGGGGAAUCAUGUUGAUUUAGAAUUAAUAUGUCAAAGAGGUACUUUAUCUCAAGUGCGCGUAGUUUGUUUCUACAGAAGUAGGGUUUGCCAUUUACCAGCUUAGCUCACUGCCAACAGAAAAUAACUAGUAACACCAGGUUAGUGGGUUUGAUUCCCAGGAUCACCCAUACGUAAAAUGUAUGCACGCAAUGACUAAGACGCUUUGGAUAAAAGCGGCUUCUGAAGGGCAUACAUAAGGAUAACUCGGUACUAUCAUGGAAAUGUGUUUCUGUCCUCCCAACCUAUAAUGUGCAACAAAAGUGCUCUUUCAAAAAAAAAAGGGAAAAUAUGCUUUAAAAAGACACAGCUAAUUGCCAAUAAAGCUGUACGAUUCAAAUGCGUUUCCCCCAAACGUGUCAAGGUCAACAUAAACCCCGGGUCACGUCAGGGAUCUUUGUGAAAUGGCGUCCCGAAAUGUAAAUUCCUUGCCAAUGGAAUAUUGUUUUCAACUACCAGCUUUCUCUCGACACAGAACGCUCUCAGUUCAACACAUGAAUGGUGGAGGGCAUUAUAAGAUGGCCGCCAAUAGUGAUGGCCACACUGUGGGUGUUUUGACUAAUGGGGUUUAAAUCCUGACAUAGUGGUAACAACACCCAUUGCAUUAGAAGUUGUAUUAGAAGUUGUAUCACUGGUUCAAGUAUAUUUCAAAUGAAUUUCAAAUGUAAUUAAGAUGGUGAGACUGUACUUUUCCCUGUAUGUUGUUACUGAGACCUUUGAAUCAGUGAUCUGCCAAGUGAUACGUGACGGUAUAUUUCACUAAAUUAAAACCCAUCUUUAUUUA